Vitis riparia (riverbank grape) is the source of this 3195-nucleotide messenger RNA. Its product is annotated as receptor-like protein EIX2. The record is from RefSeq and is a predicted model, not a curated record. The coding region runs from base 35 to 2923 and encodes 962 amino acids. Gene Ontology annotation, molecular function: protein binding. The transcript is spliced from 2 exons. Lineage: Eukaryota; Viridiplantae; Streptophyta; Magnoliopsida; Vitales; Vitaceae.
UGUUAUUCCACAGUAUCCUUGCUUUGUAUUCAACAUGGGUGGAAGCCCCUUUCAACAUUUUCUCGGUUUUUUUCUGCUUUUGCUGUGUUUCAAAUCUGGGUUUGGAUCCAGUUUGAUGGUGGGUGAUGCUAAAGUUGGGUGCAGAGAGAGGGAGAGACAGGCUCUCCUUCACUUCAAACAAGGUGUUGUCCAUGACGACAAUGGAGUGCUUUCUUCAUGGGGGAAUGGGGAAGACAAAAGGGAUUGUUGCAAAUGGAGAGGAGUGGAGUGCAACAACCAGACAGGUCAUGUGAUCAGGCUUGAUCUUCAUGGCCAAGGUUUGGGAGGUAGGAUUGAUCCUUCAUUGGCAGAGUUGCAGCACUUGAAGCAUUUGAACCUUAGCUUCAAUGAGUUUCAAGGAGUUCUUCCCACUCAACUCGGAAAUCUUUCAGACUUGCAAUCCCUUGAUCUCGCCUCUAAUGAGGAAAUGAACUGCGGAAACCUUGACUGGCUUUCUGACCUUCCUUUGUUAACACACCUUGACUUGAGUGGGGUUAAUCUUAGUAAAGCAAUCCAUUGGCCACAAGCAAUUAAUAAAAUGUCUUCCCUAACUGAGUUAUACUUGAGCCACACUCAGCUUCCUUGGAUUAUUCCAACAAUAUCCAUUUCCCAUAUUAAUUCUUCUACUUCUCUUGUUGUGCUUGAUCUCUCCAAUAAUGGUCUCACUUCUUCAAUAUACCCAUGGUUGUUCAACUCCAGUAGCAACCUUGUUCAUCUUGACCUCUCUCGUAAUGAUCUAAAUGGUUCAAUUCUGGAUUCUUUUGGAAACAUGACUACUCUGGCAUAUCUUGAUCUCUCGUCUAAUCAACUUGAAGGUGAGAUUCCGAAGUCCUUUAGUAUCAGCCUUGUUCAUUUGGAUCUUUCUCAGAACCAUCUACAUGGUUCAAUUCCAGAUGCUUUUGGAAACAUGACAACUCUGGCAUAUCUUGAUCUCUCUUCCAAUAAACUUGAAGGUGAGAUUCCGAAAUCCUUGAGAGAUUUAUGUAAUUUACAGAGAUUACUGUUGUCUUAUAACAAUCUCACCGGACUUCUGGAAAAAGAUUUUAUGGCCUGCUCUAGUAACACAUUAGAGGGUUUAGAUUUAUCUCAUAAUCAAUUCAGAGGGUCAUUUCCUCAUCUUUCUGGAUUUUCACAGUUGAGAGUGUUAUAUCUUGGAUUCAAUCAACUAAGUGGAACUUUACCUGAAAGUAUUGGACAACUAUCUCAACUUGAAGAGUUGUCCAUUCCUUCAAAUUCAUUGCGAGGCACUGUCUUGGCAAAUCACCUUUUUGGUCUCUCCAAACUGUCUUACUUGGACUUAGCUUUCAACUCCCUUACAGUCAACAUAAGCCUUGAGCAAGUUCCCCAGUUUCAAGCCCAAUAUAUAAGGUUGGCCUCCUGCAAAUUAGGCCCACGUUUUCCUAAUUGGCUUCAAACUCAGAAACGUUUGUGGGAACUUGAUAUCUCUGCUUCUGGAAUUUCAGAUGUCAUUCCCAAUUGGUUUCGGAAUUUACCUUCAGAUUUAAGAUUGUUAAACAUUUCCAACAAUCACAUCUCAGGCACUUUGCCAAAUUUAGAAGCAACUCUUUUUUUGGAAAUGGAUGCGAGUUCAAAUUGCUUCGAAGGUUCAAUACCACCAUCUGUUUUCAAUGCUCAAUGGUUGGAUCUCUCCAAGAACAUGCUUUCAGGAUCAAUUUCUUUACUGUGUGGGACUACUAAUCAGUCUAGUUGGGGUUUGUCCCAUGUUGAUUUCUCAAAUAAUCGACUGUCAGGAGAACUACCCAAAUGUUGGAAGCAGUGGAAAAAUUUGAUUGUUCUUAAUUUGGACAAUAAUAAUUUUUCUGGGAAAAUUGAAGAUUCGAUCGGCUUGUUAGAUCAGCUGCAAACAUUACAUUUACGUAACAAUAGUUUAACUGGAGCACUGCCUUCAUCCUUAAAGAAUUGCAGAGAUUUGCGUCUUAUAGAUUUGGGAAAAAAUAAAUUGUCAGGAAAAAUACCGGCUUGGAUUGGAGAAAGUCUAUCAGAUUUGAUCGUUGUCAACCUAAGAUCCAAUGAAUUUAAAGGAAGCAUACCUUUAAAUCUAUGUCAACUGAAAAAAAUUCAAAUGUUGGACCUCUCGAGCAACAAUCUAUCUGGUACUAUACCAAAUUGUCUCAACAAUUUAACUGCCAUGGCUCAGAAUGGGAGUUUGGUCAUUGCUUAUGAAGAAAGAUCGUUUGUUUUCGAUUUAUCAAUGGCCUAUAUUGAUAAUACAUUGGUUCAAUGGAAAGGAAAAGAACAAGAGUACAAGAGAACUCUUGGGCUUGUAAAGAGCAUUGAUUUUUCGAAUAACAAGUUAACCGGAGAAAUUCCAACCCAAGUAACUGAUUUGGUAGAAUUGGUAUCAUUGAACUUAUCAAGAAACAAUUUGAUUGGACCAAUCCCUUCAAUGAUUGGUCAAUUGAAAUCAUUGGAUUUUCUUGAUCUAUCACAAAAUCGGCUUCAUGGUGUAAUUCCAUAUAGUCUUUCUCAAAUAGCUGGUCUAAGUGUUUUAGACCUAUCAAAUAACACUUUGUCGGGUAAAAUUCCCUCAGGCACUCAAUUACAAAGCUUUAAUGCCUCCACAUAUGAGGGAAAUCCUGAACUUUGUGGGCCACCUCUUUUGAAAAAGUGUCCAAAAGAUGAACCCUCCUUCACUGGUCUUAGUAGCAAAAAAGAGGACAUUCAAGAUGAUGCAAAUAAUAUAUGGUUUUAUGGAAAUAUUGUUCUUGGAUUCAUCAUUGGAUUUUGGGGAGUUUGCGGCACUUUAAUAUUCAAUAGUUCAUGGAGAUAUGCCUAUUUCCAGUUCUUAAGCAAGAUAAAAGAUUGGUUGUACAUGACAACAAUCGUAAAUAUGAAUAAAUUACGAAGAAGCCUCCAAAAUUAAGUGGUAAGACUUCUCAAAUUCUCUCUUUAGUUUUCUGGGUAAAAUGUGCUACCUAUAUUUAUAAGCCAACAAUUAAGAAUAAAAUGCAGAAACUUUAUGCUACUACUCAAUUCUCUCUUCUAUUAUUUGAUUAACCUUCCACAAUAUAUCAAGGAAAGCUUAGAUUUUGUAAAUAGAAGCAUUAUUUAAAUAAGCAAGCCUAGAAUAUUUUAAUAUGUUUGUUAUAAUAGUCGUGCAUAUUUAGCUUUCAUUAUGUAAUGAUUAAUAUUAUG